CGCCCCCUCAGUAACAACCAAUCAGAAGUCACAUCCUGACUUCCCGAGAAACAAAAUCAGCGUCCAUGACUGAAUCUCCUUGCCCAAUCACGUUCUGAAUUUCUGGUGCGCGUCAAUAGACCCCGCCCAUCCACCCGGAGACAGGCUGACGCCCAAUGGCAGUGAGGUGGGCGUGGUCAGAGUGUCCGCUGGAGAGGGCGGCGCCUGUGUGUGAGUACCUGAGCCGCAUAGCGAGUGUAUCGGCCGCCGGGGACAUGCUGGGGCUGGGGUCCGGAGGGGCGGCUAAGUCCCCCAAACAGCCGUCAUUUGUGUCCUAUCUGACACCUGAGGAGAUCGACGUUAAAGAAAAGGCGGAGCAGCCAAUCAAGGUUGAUGAUGUUCUUCUAUUACCAGGUGAGAUGCUCCUCUGUGAAGCCAGCAAUGUAUUUAAGAUGUCCCAGGACGAAGGUUCCCAGAGAGGAGUGUGCGGGAGACUGGUCUGCACAAACUUCAAGAUCACCUUCUUGUCUGAGGACAGCUCGGAGGACAACGCUCCAGAAUUCAAAAACAAAAUAGUAGGUGAGAAUGACAUCACCCUGCAGUGUGUGGACCAGCUCUAUGCAGUGUUUGAUGACAAGAAGAAAGUUCUUAUAUCAGGUGCACCACUGAAGAAAUACCCCGAGAGACUGUUCAUCUACUGUAAAGACUUCAGAGUGUUUCACUUCUGUCUCAGCUAUGCUAAAGAGGAUGAAGUGAACCGGAUUGUCAAUGGGAUCAUUCACCACACACUUAGUCCUAAGCGUUUAAAGCUGAUUUUCCUGUUUCCAUACACAGAAGCCGCCCCACGUUAUAUAGCCACAAGUGCCAAAGAUCCGACUGUAUUGUUUGAGAAACAGAAGGACUGGCGUACGGAGUUAGAUCGCAGCAAGGGAAACUUGUUUUAUAAAGUAUCUUCCAUCAAUGAAAGCUACAAAGUUUCGGAAAGGUUACCCCCUCAUUUUGUUGUCCCGGCAACGCUGCAGGAGGAAAGUGUGUAUAAAUUCCAGGGGCGAGGGAUUCCUUUUUGGUGCUGGUCCUCUCAGCAUGGUGCAGCCUUAUUUAAGAUGGCCUCCCUUCCUAAAGAAGUGGAUGACUCCUCCAUACAGGACCAGAGAUCAUUCCUGGCAAGUGUAGAGAAGACUCUGCAUAGGCCUCCCUAUGAGGAAGUGAGAAUUGAGGAUUUAUCUGUCACUCUCCCUUCCCUCUCUGAAAUCCAAGUGGCUUAUACUAGAUUUAAGCAGCUGUUUUUAAUAGAUAAUUCCACUGACUUCUGGGAUACAGACUCCAAGUGGUUUUCAUUACUGAACACGAGUAAUUGGCUUGAAAUUAUAAGACAGUGCCUUAAGAAAGCAAUAGAAGUAAUUGAACUUUUGGAAAACCAAAAAAUUAAUGUUGUCCUAAAAGAGGACACUGCCUUUGACUUUUGCUGCGUAAUCUCCAGUCUGGUGCAAAUCAUGAUGGAUCCACAUUACCGCACCAGAUGCGGCUUCCAGAGCCUUAUCCAAAAGGAGUGGGUGAUGGGGGGACAUAGUUUCCUGGAUAGAUGCAACCAUCUUCGAAACAAUGAUGGCGAGGCUCCCGUCUUCUUGCUCUUCUUGGACUGUGUUUGGCAGCUGGUCCAUCAGUACCCACUUGCCUUUGAGUUCUCAGAGACGUAUCUGACGGUCCUGUCGGAUAGCAUUAAUAUACCCAUCUUCAGCACUUUCUUCUUUAAUUCACCCUGUCAAAAGGAUGCACAUAAGAGGGUCGAGGAUGGUAGCGGCAGACAAAGAGGCUCUUUGAGUUUUUACUCUGUCUGGGAUUGGUCGGUCCAGUUUGAAUUGAAAGCUUUGACGUUCCUAAGAAAUCCCCUGUAUGUGGAGAAGUCUAAACAGGAGAAAAGCCGGAAAGGAGCCCGUUCUAAGCAUCACAGGCAGUUAUCUCUGCCUCUUACCCAGUCGAAAUCUUCGAAUAAGAGAGGAUUCUUCAAGGAAGAACCUGGACCCUUCAUUAAAAGUCUCCUGGGUAAAAGGAUUAGUAAAUUAAUAAGCGCUUCAGAUGAAGUACUCAGUAACUACCAGGUCUUCUAUGAGAAUUGGCACCGCAAGCCAAUAGACUUUAAUGGCUUAAUCCUGCCGCACAUCGAAGGUCCUGACAUCUGCAUUUGGGCUCAGAGACACUUGCGUUGGAUCCCGGAAGCUCAGGUUCUUGGUGGGGGAAACGUGGCCUCUACGCAGAGGAUGUUGGAGCUUAUUGAUGAAAUCGAGGGCCUUAAGAUUGAAUUAACGGAGAGACCAAUGUUAUCCUACCGAACCUCCAAGGAGAACGAUGUGGACAGUAGGCGCAAGAAGUCCGUCCGGCGAUCCUCGCUGUAUCCAUUUGCUCAGUUCCAUAUGAAUUGUGUUAGGCCGUCUAUAUCCACCACCACGUGGCGGAGCUGGGAAGCAGAAGAUGAACUUGUCAACAGGGAUGAUGAGGACACUGACCUGGGCAUUAUAUGAUUAGUGUAGUCGCUAUAGUUUUAUCAUAUAGAUCAUGGUUUCCCAACCAGGGUGCCUCCAGC
Messenger RNA from Hyla sarda, 2560 nucleotides. It is a transcript of the gene MTMR12, whose product is annotated as myotubularin related protein 12. The coding region runs from base 156 to 2498 and encodes 780 amino acids. Lineage: Eukaryota; Metazoa; Chordata; Amphibia; Anura; Hylidae. The transcript has 16 exons. The record is from RefSeq and is a predicted model, not a curated record.